UAAGGAAGCAAAGCACCAUUAUUGUUUCUUUCAGUUCUCAGCAUAAAAGGAAGUAACACUUAAUAAAAGCCAUUGGCUGGAAGAUUUCAUAAGAGAGAGAGGCAGAGAGAGAAGGAGCAGCAUGCUGUGGGGAAGCAGGUGUGAUUCAUGAAUAAACUGCUCUUUGCCACCCUGUAGGAUACUGAUGAAACAGACAGAAUCUCCCCAGACAUGGAUAAUACAAGAACAGCAGAUGCUUUCUCACAGUUAAGCCAGGAAAAAAUCCUCAAAAUUAUGAACAUGGUGAAAAAUAAAGAAGUGAGCAUCGAAGGAGCUCUGCAUUUGGCACAGAAGGAGGUGUGUGCUGAAAAGGAUCCACAGGAUUCAUUAACUGGGUCCCAAUUUAACUUCAUUAUCUACAAAUACAAACACUACCGGUGGCAGAAAAGGAUUUUGCAGCUUGAUUUCAACACCAGGACCAUUUUUAACAUCGAGAAAGGCACUAUUAAGAAGCAGUUCCCUUUCUCCCAAGUCAAAGGCUGCGAGGAUGCUGAGAGGAGGCGCUUCAGCAUCGUGUUCCACGGGAGGCAGGACUACGAGCUGGAGGCUGUGUCCCUUGAUGACAAAAGGAAGAUAAUCUACCUGCUGAGCAGAGUUAUACAGAGCAAUUCUUCCAAGAGCCCAGGGGAGUCCUGCCCUGGGAGAGCUGCAGAGUGUGAUGUGAUCCACGAAGGGCUGCUGGAUUGGCAGCAGAGCACUUUAACCUCCACUGAAUGGGUGAAGUGCCUGGCACAGCUGCGGGAAGGAGAGCUGGCUCUGUACAGCCUGGGGCUGGGGACAGCCACAGCCACCAUCCCUCUGGCAGCUGGGGACGUGGGGAUCAGCAGGGACAGGGGCUGCAGCUCCUUCUCCCUGCACACCAGAGACCAGCAGUACCUGUUCCGGCUGCCCCGCAGCGAGCAGAGCGGGGCAGGGGCUGCGGGCAGGCUGCAGCAGUGGCUCUGUGCCCUGCAGAGGCACUGCCAGCCCGGCAGCGCUGCCCCCCUGCCCCUGCAGCCAGCUCCAGCCGGCAGCUGCCCCGAGGCUGACUACGAGGAGUUCCCUGUGCAGGGAGAGGAGAGUGCCCACCCUGCUGGGGAUCCCGCAGGGAGCGGCCCCAGCCGGGCUCCAUCGCCCCCGGCACAGCCUGCAGCCCCAGCAGCGUCCCUGCCACCACCAGCCCCUCCUGCCCUCCCGCAGCCCUGCAGCCUCUCUCCAGCAGCAAAGAGAACCAAAGCCUUCCACUGGGAUGUCGUUCCGUGUGACAAGAUUCAGAAAUCUGUCUGGGGAUCGUGUGAUCCGUGCAAGAGAAAAAUAGAUGUGUGCAGGCUCUGUGAGCAGUUCCAGAUCCAGGACACAGCAGUGGCUCUGGGCAGUGAGCCUGCAGUGAAUCAGCACAUCCUGCUGGACAGAAAGGUUGCACAUAACUUCAACAUUUUUCUUAAAAGUUUUCAUGUGAAACCAAGUGAGCUGAAGGACAAACUGCUCAUCAUCCACGAGGAGAGUGGGGGGCUCUCAGAUGAGCAGAUCACAGCACUCAGGAGAUACUUGCCCACAGCCAAGGAUGCAGAAAGGUACCUGUCCUUCAAGGGCUCCUGCUCAGAGCUGCACGUGGUUGACCAGUUCAUGUUGGAGAUGUGUAAAAUCCCUCAGCUGGGCCAGAGGCUGGAUCUGCUGCUCAGCGUCCGUGAGCUCCCCGAGAGCAUCAGAGACCUGGAGCCUCUGAUCACCCAGAAUAUCCAGGCAAGCAAGCAGCUGCAAGCCAGCCCGAGGUUUGUGGCAGUCCUGGAGUACAUCCUGGCCAUGGGGAACCACCUGAACCACGGGGCUGGGAAGGAGGUGGCUAAAGGGUUCCGGCUCUCUUCUCUGGCCAAGCUGCCUCUGCUGAGGGGCAGGGAGAGGAGGUUCACCCUGCUGCACGCCCUGGUGGAGCAGAUCCUCUCGCACCAGCCCGAGCUGGCCGCCUUUCCCCAGGAGCUGACAGAGUUUGAAGCUGUUCCUGAUGCGUCCAUGAAGGGCCUCAGUGCUGAAGUUGAUGUUUUAAAAAAAGAAUUGGAGAACCUUAUCCAGUGCAGGAGGCUCCUUAAACCCAGAGCAAGCAAGGCAACACCCCAGGAGUCCCAGUUCUGCAGGGAGCUGAAGGAUUUAAUUCAGAAAUAUGAAGGGGAACUCUCCCAGCUGUCAAAAAGAUGUGAGGAAAUGAAGAAGCUUUAUAGCAAUGUACUGGUGAGGUUUGGGGAGCCAGCAGACCUGGACUCCCAGGAGCUCUUUGGGUGGAUCUCUGCCUUCAUCAGUGAGUUCAGGAAGGCACAUGCUGAAGUCACACAAAUUUCGUGGAGAGAUGAAGCAAAGAUCAAUGCAGGAAACAAAUUUUAAUUAUUUUUUUCUUCACUGAUAAGCAGUGCAUUGCCAGUCUCACCUGUGCAGCAGAACACUUUGAUUUUGAGAGAAAUUCCAUUUAUAAUGUGUAAUUUUAAGUGUUAUUUAACCCAGAUCUCUUAUGAGCUUCUCAAUUUUGUGCUUUCCUACCUUGAGAUUCCCAUAUAUUGAGAAAAAAAACCUCCUGACCUUUCAUAAUUUCUCUUUACAAUCUUUUCCUUUGAAUGCCCCAGCUCCUGAGCCAGUUUUAAUUAUUAUUUUCAAUCAGUAACUUUCUGUGUGGUGAUCUAAUUUCUAAAUACUUCACACAUUUUAUAAUAAAAUGGAAAGCUGUUACCCACAGGGGAGAAUAUUUAAAUAAAUCCUUGUUUAUUUUGCUAUUAAAACAUUGCAAACUUAGUAUGUAAUGAAGAAAGUUUUUGGCUGAGUGUUUUAUUUUGCCCUAAAUAGGACAAAAAAAUGGCAUUUUUUAUGUCUAAUUGAAUGUAUUUGCUAUAAAUGGUACAGAAAUUAAUCAAUAUCUAAGAUUUGAAUUAGCAGGAAGAGAAAAAUGUCAGAGCAGCAAAAUAAAAAGGUGUCAUGAAGCAUCUAAGGAAUGGAUAUGGGAGGGAAAAUUUAUGAGAAAAUUUUCUGUUGUGUUUGUUGAUUUUUACAUCUUUUUAAUCAGAAUAAUUAAAUGGAGCUCAGUGUAUGGGAGGAAAUUCAGGAUUUCAGGGAUGAUCACCAGGAGUGCAGGGAGCCUUGGAAAAUGGGAAAAAUUGCCUGGAAAAUGGGGGUGGAAGAUUUUUUUCCCAUUUCUGAACCAAUAAAUUGUGUCUUGUUAGGACACUGCUCCCAGUUAACCCUCUCAGAGGCAAAAGGGAUGAAACAGAAGCAGAAUUAGCACCCCUGAGACUUAUUUUAUAUAGAAAUACUUGCAGAAGCAGUUCAAGUAUUUAAUUUUACAGGAAAUUGGCUGUGCUUGCCUUGAGCC
This is a messenger RNA of Oenanthe melanoleuca, 3370 nucleotides long. RefSeq lists its product as uncharacterized. NCBI's taxonomy places the organism in Eukaryota, Metazoa, Chordata, Aves, Passeriformes, Muscicapidae. The transcript is spliced from 17 exons. Bases 211 to 2394 code for a protein of 727 amino acids. The record is from RefSeq and is a predicted model, not a curated record.